AACCCGACCUGGAUAGAUGGUUAUGUACUUACUCGGAUGGUUUUAUCACUGCAUAAUAGGACAUGAGAUUUGUGCGGUUGCGGGCGGACGAAGGACAAGCAAAUGCACGGCUUCUCAAUCUGGUUAGAUUCCCGCCAUCAUCCGCACCCCUUUCCCACUCCACCGUCGCUGUUUCUUGAAGCGGCCAGUGCCAGUCAUCCAUUACCUUCCUUCUUAUUCUUCCCAACCGCAAGCGCAAGAAUUUUAAACUCUCGGUCUAGGUCUACGUCUAUGUCCAUCUCAUCAGCUUCUUCUCGAUCAUUCCUUGCGAAUUGUUCUAACAUAGAUUCCAUCCCUUUAUUCGGUGGUGGUGGCGACGAGAAUGAGGAUGAGGAUGAGGAUGAGGAGGAGUUGCCGUCCAUCUACGGCGGCGGCGAGAUUGAGAUAGAAAAAAUUGGAAAUAACUGCCGCAGAAUUCGAUCCAUGAUUGCAAUAGAGGCGAGCCUUCAAACCGUUUGGAACAUUUUGACUGACUACGAGAGAUUGGCCGACUUUAUCCCUGGUCUCGCUGUCAGCCAAUUGCUUGAGAAGAGACCCAACUUUGCCCGUCUUUUUCAGAUUGGACAGCAGAAAUUGGCAUUUGGGCUAAACUUUAAUGCUAAAGGAAUUGUUGAUUGUUAUGAGAAAGAUCUUGAGAGUCUUCCUUUUGGUCAAAGGCGCGAUAUUGAAUUUAAGAUGGUUGAAGGUGAUUUUCUGCUGUUUGAGGGCAAAUGGUCUAUUGAACAGGUAACCCAUCCUCUGCCCAAACAGCACCUCAAUCAUCCCUCCCUGAAAUAAAUAAACAAAUAAAGAGGAAGAAGGCUCUUCAAUGCCAGUUGGGUGGAUGCAGUGCAACAUAGAAAGAUGUGAAGAUGGAAAUUCCUUGGUAGGCGAAGAAUUUCAUACUACUCUUUCAUACGUUGUUGAUGUGGAGCCAAAGCUGUGGUUGCCGGUUAGUCUUGUUGAAGGCAGACUUUGCAGAGAGAUACAAGCCAACCUUUCAUGCAUUCGAGCGGAAGCAGAAAAAGCUAAACGUGGCAUUCUUCCUGAUAACUGAUGUAACCAUUUGUUC
Messenger RNA from Camellia sinensis, 1090 nucleotides. RefSeq names its product Polyketide cyclase / dehydrase and lipid transport protein. The record is from RefSeq and is a predicted model, not a curated record. NCBI's taxonomy places the organism in Eukaryota, Viridiplantae, Streptophyta, Magnoliopsida, Ericales, Theaceae.